Messenger RNA from Scleropages formosus (Asian bonytongue), 4541 nucleotides. RefSeq names its product protein spire homolog 1-like. Gene Ontology annotation, biological process: cleavage furrow formation; actin filament polymerization; establishment of meiotic spindle localization. The record is from RefSeq and is a predicted model, not a curated record. The transcript is spliced from 18 exons. Gene Ontology annotation, molecular function: actin binding; microtubule binding. Bases 222 to 2612 code for a protein of 796 amino acids. Gene Ontology annotation, cellular component: cell cortex; cytoplasmic vesicle membrane. Lineage: Eukaryota; Metazoa; Chordata; Actinopteri; Osteoglossiformes; Osteoglossidae.
CACAUCCACGUCCACGUCCACGUCCACAGCGUGUGUGCAGCGCUCUGCGUGUGCUGCGUGUGUUUCCGUGUGUGUGCGCGCGCGCCCGCGCGCGGAGAUCCGUCAUAUGACCGCAGCCGAGGAGGAGCGCGGCUCUGGACGCCUCGAGAGCCACCGCUUCGGACCCGGACCCGGACCCGGGACCCCCUGCGCGCGGGUACAAUAAUAAUCAUAAUGAGAGCAUGGCGGAGCGCAGAGAGGGUCCCGCGGAGGCCGGUCCAGACCCGCUGAACAUGAUGGACGGAUGUGCCGGAGGAGGAGGAGGAGGAGGUGCGGGAGGUGAUGCUGGAGGAGAGGAGCUGUCCCUGGACGAGAUCCUACGGCUCUACGGACAGCCCAUCAACGAGGAGCAGGCGUGGGCCGUGUGCUACCAGAGCUGCGGCUUCCUGGCCCGCGGUGCCGGCAGGCGGAUCCGCGGCCCCGAGGACGUCCGAAUCCGCAGGGACGGAACCGUGCGGCUGCAGAGUCCUGACGGCCCAGAUAAAUACCAGUCGCCGUGUACAGCGACAGAGGUGAUUGAGUCGCUGGGCAUCAUGGUCUACAAAGCGCUCGACUACGGGCUGAAGGAGAGUGAGGAACGGGAGCUGAGCCCCCCGCUGGAGCGGCUCAUCGAUCUCAUGACCAACAUGACGGAGGGGGACAGCUGCCCUGACGAGGGUUACGAGGCCACCGAGGAGGAGGACGAGGGUGAGGAAGACCUGGCCGGCGGCUGCAGCGUCCGCCGCUACAGGGACAUCCUCAAGCUCUGCACCUCUCACCUCCCCAGUCCCUCGGAUGCCCCCAGCCACUAUCAAGCCGUGUGCCGGGCCCUCUAUGCUGAAACCAAGGAGCUGCGCACCUUCCUGGAGAAGAUCAGGAAUGCCAAGGAGAAUUUGCGGAAGAUGGAGGGGGAGCAGGCCGAGGAGCCCGCCCGGGACCUGAACGAGCUGCAGAACGCGGACUGGGCCCGCUUCUGGGUGCAGGUGAUGAGGGACCUUCGCAACGGCGUCAAGCUCAAGAAGGUCCAGGAGCGCCAGUACAACCCGCUGCCCAUCGAGUUCCAGCUGACGCCCUACGAGAUGCUAAUGGAUGAUAUCCGUUCCAAGCGCUACAAGCUGCGCAAGGUCAUGGUGAAUGGGGAUAUCCCACCCAGGCUGAAGAAGAGUGCCCAUGAGAUCAUCCUGGAGUUCAUCCGGUCCAGACCGCCACUCAACCCCGUGGCUGCUCGGAAGCUGAAGCCCCACCCCCAGCAGCCGCAGAGCCUACACGAGCGCAUCCUGGAGGAGAUCAAGGCCGAGAGGAAGCUGAGGCCGGUGUCGCCGGAGCAGAUCCGCAGGAGUCGCCUCGUAAUUCGACCGCUUAGCAUGUCGUACAGUUUUGACUUGUCAGAUAUGUCGACUUCUGAAUCUUCCAAGAAGAAGACCCUGAGCGCGCUCGCUCUGGCCAACGGGGAGGCGUCCGCUCAGAGCCAGCGGGGAGACGCCAGUGCGUCUCAGGUGCAGAGGAAGCGGCUGCUGAAGGCACCCACGCUGGCCGAGCUGGACAGCUCCGAGUCGGACGAUGAGACCACGCGUCGGUCGGCCAGCAGCUCCAGUAUCUCCACGUCGGUGGUAGAGGAUACGUCUCCAGAAUCCGCCGUCGGCAAGAAGACCCCACCCAUGUUCCUGCCCAUCUCCUCCACCCCCCAGCCGGAAAGGCGGCAGACACCCCAGAGAAGGCACUCCAUCGAGAAGGAGACCCCCACUAACGUGCGCCACUUCCUCCCCCCGACUCGACAGAGCUCCAAGUCUCUGGUGGGGACGAUAGGCCGCUUGUUUCCCAGGAUGCCCCUCGGUCCCUCCCUGUCCGCCGCCCUCCAUCCCCUGCAGAGCGCCCACCCAUUCGAGACGUCGGCGCUGGGGGCCGCGUGGGCUGCGAUCGCCCUGUUCUGGAGCGCAUGUGCUACACCCAGCCCCUUAAAGGAAGAGUUUUGCUACCCCGUGGAGUGUCUGGCCCUGACAGUGGAGGAGGUGAUGCACAUCAGGCAGGUGCUGGUCAAGGCCGAGCUGGAGAAGUUCCAGCAGUACAGAGACGUGUACAACGCACUGAAGAAGGGCAAGCUCUGCUUCUGCUGCCGAACAAAGAGGUUUUCCUUCUUCACCUGGUCAUACACCUGCCAGUUCUGCAAAAGACCUGUGUGCUCUCAGUGUUGUCAAAAGAUGAGGUUGCCGUCCAAGCCGUAUGCCAGCCUGCCAAUCUACUCGCUGGGCCCCAGCACCCUACCCAAGGCGGAGGUUGUCCCACGGCCCGAGAGACCCUCUUCCAGCCUCCAGUGGCAAGGCCUGCAUCCUGCUGUCUCCAGGCUGUCCAAGCAAGGGUCCAGGUCGUCUACGGACGAGGCGGAUCUCCCCGAAGAGCUGACCGAGGACUGGAGCACAAUGGAGGUGUGUGUGGACUGCAAGAAGUUCAUCUCGGACAUCAUCUCGUCCAGCAAGCGCAGCCUGUCGCUGGCCACCAAGCGAGCCCGUCUUAGGCGCAAAACGCAGUCCUUCUACGGGACCUCGGCGAACACCUCCGAGUACCGCCCCUCCGAAAGAACGAUUAAAGAGGUGUAGGGCCUGUGCCUUCUCUCCUUCUUGCCGCCAUGCUUGUGGAGAUCCCUCCUCCCAACAUCCUUCCAUCGUGGUCUGAAUCGGCAGCGCAGUUCCGCCAGUAUAUGCUGCCGUUGUGCGUUUUCAUCCUUCUUUGCGGGUACAAAACUGUGCAGUGGGCGGGGCUGUGGGCGGAGUUAAGGGCGGGGCUACGGGCGGGGUCAAGGGCGGGUCCUCGCUGUCAGCCCAAAAGUGGAAGAAAUGGGUUGCAUUAUAUGUGGUCAUGUUCUGCUGAGUAUGAAUCCUUCCAGACAAAAUAAAUGUUUUCCUGAGGCUGCUGUAUAUAAUUACACCCCACCCCAGUCAUCCCUACCCAGGGGCACCUCAACUGACUGAUGGAUGAAGUGCACAGCCAGAGGCGGGACUCUCAGCAUGGUACUCCUCCCCCCCCACCCCGAGCUUCCCUCUCGAUUUGGAUUGAUUUCCUCUGGAGCCCCAGGGAGCUUGGAAAUGACUGCCCUGCCUUUACAGGAUGAUGAAUGAGCACAACGCCAAUAACCGGCUCGACCCGCGCAGAUGUAGGCGAAAGUGCAUUUUGUCCUUUUAAUCAUUUGUAUCGUUUCAUUAUCGCAAAGAUCGCGGAUCCAAACUGCGGGGGACUCCACGGUGUACAACUGGAAAGACCAGGGUAAUAUUCUGAGCCAGUGGUUACCGAGCCAACGAUGAGCCUGCAGCAGCGAGGGAAAAGUCACGGCAAUAAUGGGUGAUAUAAGGAUGUCUGCAUCAGCCAUAGGGAUUGUCUUUUUUUUUCUGUGCAAGGUGAAUUUUUAUUUUUUUUUACGGAAAGUGUCCGUGUGUGUAUUUUAUACAAUCUGAGGGCUCAGGGCAGAUGGAAGCACCAAGGAAGGUAUCAGCCAUAGACAGCCGUUCUUCGCCAUAACAAAAAAAAGUUUUUUUUAAAUUAGGACCCUCAAUGUUUGAAGUGUGUAAGGGUUCGGUGAUGGUUUCCGUCAACGAUUUGCCACGUUCCAUUUUUGUGAAACGACGUGCAGACGCUGCACAAUGGGAGCAGUCUGGAAUGGUUUUGCCAUUUUUGUACCUUUUCACUCUGUGCUUCCAUGGUGUGUUGGGUGGCAGAGUUUCAGAGUUAUUCCCCAUUCAUAAUAAUUUGGCUCAGCCACCCGUUUACUCUAUUUCUGUUGCUCUUACAGCGCGGUGCAGGAGGCCGGGAUGUAAACGAAGCCAUUUUGUCUUGUGUGUAAUAACAUGGACAGUGAUUGGAAAGACAAACUAGACAGUAUGACACACUGUAAAGCUAAAUUCACAUCUCCAAAAAUCAGUUAAAAUCAGUUUUCAAUUGAAUUCAAUUUGGUUUUUUAUAGCGCUGAACAAGAGAUGUAAACAGGAUCAUUUAAGUAUCUGCUUGCGGGGCUUUUCUCAACUGCUCACUUCUGUUUAUUUCAUUUAUUCCCCUUAAAGGCUUGCCUGUUCCCUAAAGGGUGUUUCUGUUGCACAGUUUAGUCUUUUGUCUUACUGUAAAUACCAGGUAUCAAAGGUGUAUCUCGACCCAAACAGGCCAGUCAUGUGGGGUCUCUUUGUCCAGCAGGUCAGUGAGGACACAUGGGCAGAGCCCUGCAGGGCACUUUGUAUAUAUUCUGUAUAGUCAUCUUGUAUUUACCAGUUAUCUGGAGCUUCUGAACUGUCUAAAUACCUAGGUGGAUUAUUAUUAUUAUUAUUAUUAUUAUUAUUAUUAUUAUUAUUAUUAUUCCAUUGUCAUAGAUUCUUAGAUUAUUUUUUGAGUUUCUUUUGUUCAGGCCUAAUGUUUUUUUUCCAUGCAUUACAUGUUUGUAAGAAUCUUUAUGUAAUUUACAGAGCUAAACAUUGCAUCCCGUAUCAUCUAUGUUUCACUCAAAUCUCUUACCAAAAACAUAAAAAAUAUUCUUUUUCAGACCA